Carya illinoinensis is the source of this 2422-nucleotide messenger RNA. RefSeq lists its product as uncharacterized. The coding region runs from base 419 to 2086 and encodes 555 amino acids. NCBI's taxonomy places the organism in Eukaryota, Viridiplantae, Streptophyta, Magnoliopsida, Fagales, Juglandaceae. The transcript is spliced from 10 exons. The record is from RefSeq and is a predicted model, not a curated record.
UUACCCUUUUUUCACUUUUGGACUCAACACGCAGUCACUAAAGUGAAACAAAAAGCAUCCUCGAAGCGAUCUGUCCUACAUGCUCUUCACGUCCUUCAAGAAAAGUCGUCUUUUUUUUGUUUCUCGAAACUCUUAGAUGUAUAUUGAAGUCAAGGAAUGAUCAUUACAUGAUACACAUCCUCAAAAUUCAAUCAAGUUUCCAUCAUCUGAGUCUUGAACUUCUUUACAAUUCUAGCAGAUUCUUUAGUUCUUUUAUUUCUCGAACCAUUUCUAUCCUUUUUUUUUUUGUCGUCUCUUUCCCAUUUGCUUUGAUUUUUGUUUUUGCCCUAAGCCCAUUUGCUUUGAUUUCAAAAUUCAGACUGGGUUAAGUUAUGGUUUACUAUUUUUUUGCAAAUGAAUAGUAGUUAAGGUGGUAGUUAUGAAUGGUGGUGGUGGUAGUGGUAGGGGUGGUAGAGUUGAGGUGGUAGACAGCAAAGGGUGUUCUAGACUAUUCCUUGGACUCUCAUCUCCGUUGUCUUCUUUCAGAGCUCUUCAACCGUUGGAACCCAUGUCUCCUGCUUCGUCCUCUGCUCCGUCUGAGCCCGUGACGGUCCGAUCAAGCGAUCCCUUUGCCGGCCUUGUUAUUUGUGUUACCGGUCUAUCCAAAGAAACUAGAAAACAAGUGAUGGAGGCGACACAGAGAUUAGGUGGCCAAUACAGCCCUAAUUUGCAUCCUCAGUGUACUCAUUUGGUGGUCCAAUCUUAUUACAACUUUGGUGGACGUAAGUUUGAGCACGCUUUGAAGCAUGGAUCAAAAAAUAGUCUCUUUAUCGUCACGCUUGGGUGGUUUGUGGAUAGUGUCCGGAGGAAUGUGAGACUGAGUGAAUCACUCUACAGUGUUAAGAGUGUUGAAGAAAAUGGUAUGCUCUUGGAUGAAUUAAGUCGGCUUGCUGGGUUUGCUAGCUCUGAAAAUUCCUGUCUUCCUGUUGGUGCUCAUGUUGCCACGCAAUCUAACAAGAUAGAAGAAUCACAUCUAUGGUUAUCGGGAAGAGAGUUUAGCACAAGUGUGGACUCUUCUCUUUCUGGUCAUUUCAUGUAUGUUGAUCCAGACAUUUCAGCUGAACUGCGUAAUAAGGUUGUUGAGGCUGCCACCAGAGAAGGUGCCAAAGUUGUAGAAAAAUGGUUUGCUGGUUGCAAUGCCAGUCAUGUGGUUUGUGAAGGCACUUCUGUCCAAAGAUAUCUUGGCUACUCUAACAACCUUGUCACGCCACUAUGGGUUCUGAAAACAGCAAAGGAUAAAUAUGUGCGACGGCUUGUUCAUAUGUCUGCUGACUUGGCCAGGCAGAUCAGUAUGCUGAUUGAAGAUUCUCAAAAAGGCAUUGCAAGGAAGGAAAUAAACGGGAAAAAUGCUCCUGAAGAUCGGAAGUUUAGAAAUAAAGCAAGCCUCACUGAAAGGCAACAGGUUGUGAGUUCUGCUAAAAUUUCUGUUAGAAAUCGUCGUGGUCGCCGUAUGCAGACUUGUCAAAUUCCAAUACGACCAAUUACACCGGCUAGCCUCUUGGACUCAAUCUGCUGGUCUAUAUCUGAGCCAACUUCCACUGCUGCAAUUUACACAGACUCUUUCAGUGUAGACAAUGCGAGUGAACAUCAGUCAUCUAUAUUCCUAGAUGCAGAAGCAGAUCAGAAGGAUUCAGAAGCUUCAUUUGCACACUUAACUAGACCACUUAUAGAAAGCGAGAAAUCAGAAUUGAUAUUUAAAAAUCACUUUCUUACCAUACUGUUUCCCAUUGAUCGAUUUGCUGAGAUGGGGCCUUCGUCAAGAACGUUUUUCAGUGAUAACGGCUUUAAAUGUUUGCAGGUUUUAGAUCACAUCUAUGCAUUUUAUCAGGAGAACAUGUCAGUUGAUGAAAUUGAGGCUGCAAUUCACACCGAUUCAAGGCAUGCUGACCGGCUCAGAACAAAUUACUGUAGUAAAGAAACGGCAGAAUGUGGUUAUGUGGUCUUUAAACGCAUUGAUUUCUUAGGGAGCUGCAAAAGUUUUGAAAUGUUGAAGCGUGUCAAUGGUGAGAACAACAGUAAUGUCUACCAACUUUUGAUCAGGGCUUGAUGUCAUCUUAGCAGUGAUGGAUCCCUUCCAUAUACCAGUCCCAAGUCAGUGGCAAGUGAAGUUGCCUCUCUGAACUGGUAGAGGUACAUAGCUUGAAGACAGAUGCAUUCAACCUUGCUUGCUGCUUCAAAAUCUAAAGAGUGGUGAAGUUUUUCUACUAUUUGUAGGGUAACACUUAAGAUUUUUUUUACUUGUAUAUGGACUAUCAGAAUGGUUAAGUAUACCCAUCAAAAUGUCUUGAUAGAGCUGGUUUGAAUUUCAGAUCGCAUUGUACAUUGAAGGUAUUUUUUAUGGUUGAGGUUUUGCAAUCUAUCUCAGCUUUAACGGUUGGACAAA